AUGGCCGAUCGCUUGACAGAGUUGCAGGACGCCAUAAAUUUACAAGCCCAGAAUUUGUGUAACGCUGUUGGAGUCAUUCAGCAGAUAGCUCAGCCAAGCUUUUUUAGUGAACUUAACUAUAACGGUCGUAUAGAGAAGGAGUGGACUUCCAAUCCGGAGUUCCAAGCGCUUCUUCAGAGUCAAAAUCAGGAGGAUAUUUCCCACAAAUUUGCAGUUUCUAUAGCCGCAACAGCGAAGCAGAUAGAGCUUUUAAUUAAUUCCCUUCCUGCCGAAGAAGCCUCUCUCGAAAUUCAAGACGAAGCAACUAGGCAACUUCUUUCAGAAUACCGCAGGGAGAGUGCAAAACUUGUUCACCUGAUCACCAAAAGUUUCCAGCAGCGUCUGUCUAAAGUCCGACAACUUUUGAGCCAGAUCGCUGAAACGCAGCUUCUAACAAGAACAAUCGAAAGCGAGGUGGGUUAUGCGGGUUGUUAUAUUCCAGUGUUUCUUGUGUUGCCCAUUUUGAAGAAGUGUACAACAAUUUCUAUCAUGGAAUCACCGAAGAUGACGAUGGCAACUGAGGAGGUCUACUCUACUUGGUUGUCCCACCUUUCGUUUUCCUUAAUUGCAAUCAUUGUUUCCCGUUUGGUUGGUCUCUUCUUGCCAAUUGUGCUGCCCAAGCUAGCGACUAUCAUCUUACCGUCUUGUCGUGCCCGUCAUACUGCUUUCAUGCAAACUGAGAAGGAGAUUCGUGAUCUCCGGCGUCAAAUGAGUCAGUUGAAUAUGGUCGACAACUUCGCGUCCUACUCUAAAUUAGAGAGGAAAUUAAAAGUCCUCGAACGACAACAGGCAGCAUGCGAGCGAUCUCAGCUCGGAACAACGGUCGUUUCAAGCCUGGUGGCCCAAUGUUUACGUUACGCCCUCCAGGGAAUUUUGAUUGGCUGGUUGGUCUUCCAAUCGCCCUGCGUGCGCCUUACUGAGGACCAGGUUGCGGCAAGUCGUGAGGCCCGUGCCUUCUACAACCAGAUCCCCGUUGGCUGGCUGGUUGUCGUUGUUCACUACAUCCCCAGCUGCGUCUUAUUAAUGGCGUGGGUCGCACUUUGUGAGGCCGCGGCGUCCUUCAUAGUCUCUUAUGUGCAAAGAAAAAUCGAAUGCUAA
Messenger RNA from Mesocestoides corti, 1137 nucleotides. The record is from the annotation of a GenBank genome assembly. Lineage: Eukaryota; Metazoa; Platyhelminthes; Cestoda; Cyclophyllidea; Mesocestoididae.